AUCACUCUUUCCACAUUCUGUAGGCUUCUCUUCUUACUCUCUGUUCUUCUUCUUCUUCUUCUUCUCCUUUUUUUUUUCCUUUUUUUUUUUUUUGAAUUACUUUCUCUCAACUUUCUUGCCAAAUUCUAAUUUGCAAAGUGUUAUUCAUUGGAGUACUGAUCAGAGCAUAUAUAUCGGAUUCAAAGCAAAGGAAAAUGGUGGGUUGUGAAUUUUACUUAAAGGAUAAAACAGAUUGGCUUAUUCCCCUUCUUCAAACUGAGUUCUUUGGCCCUUGCUCUGAUCAUCGAGACCUUAGGAAAAACGAGAAAAAUGUGUUCUGCAUCGAUUGUAAUCUCGAAUUUUGCCGGCAUUGUAAGGUUCAUAGCCAACAUCUUUCACUUCAGAUCUGCAAAUAUGUGUAUCAAGAUGUUGUUCGCCUUCAAGAUAUGCAGAAACAUAUUGAUUGUUCCAGAAUUCAGACAUACAAAAUCAAUGGUGAAAAAGCUGUGCAUUUGAACCCUCGGCCUCAAGCUAAAGAUGCCAAACCAUCAACAAAAUCGAAAACUGGUGCUGCCUGCGAAGCUUGUGGAAGAUACCUUCAAGACCCUCCUAAUAGAUUUUGCUCUAUCGCAUGCAAGGUCUCAGCUGUGCAGCCUGGAAACCGAACUGAAAAAAUCAAAUUGCCGAUACGAGAAUUCCCUCAUGUUUCAUGGAAAUACAAUAAAAAUUCACCCGAAAUAAGUACAGAAGAAAAGCAAUCAUCUCUUUCAUCAACUGAUGUUUCUGAGGAGACAAAGACAUGGGUGACCAAAAGUCUAUUAAAGCCUAGGAAAAGAGUGAAGAAAAGGAAAGGCAUUCCUCAUAGAGCUCCUGUCAGCUAAUAACUCAAGAGUUUUUGGUAGAUACUCAACAAAGGGUACUUAAAAUAGCUUUUAACAGUUGGAUCAAAUCAUACAUUUUUUUUUUUGGCAAUGAAUUGAAGUUGGUCUUCAAGAUUAGACCCUCAUUUUGGAACUUAGUUGGGUUGGUUGAGAAAGGCAGUCCCACAAUACCAUUAAAGACUGAUAUCUUUUUGUUUUGGUUCUUGUUGAGAUUGUACAGCAUGUGAAAAUGGUAUUGAAUUGAAGUUGAUGGGCUGCAUAUAACAAUGUUUUCAAAGACCUAUUGUAUCUACCCCUCCUUUGACAGGUUUCAUUGGAUCUAUUAUAUGAUUUUGUUCUUC
Molecule: messenger RNA, 1201 nt
Organism: Gossypium arboreum
Lineage: Eukaryota; Viridiplantae; Streptophyta; Magnoliopsida; Malvales; Malvaceae
Product: protein RGF1 INDUCIBLE TRANSCRIPTION FACTOR 1-like
Exons: 4
Coding region: 195-860 (221 amino acids)
Molecular function (GO): zinc ion binding
Source: RefSeq, a predicted model, not a curated record